UGCCCGAGUCGCGCUAAUGCACGUCUUCCCCAUUCCCCAGACGGCGGGCGGACGUCCAAUUGCUGCUCCUGAUGAUUAAUGGGGGCCUUUCGGUCCACCUCUCGUAUCCUGCCUCGGACACCCCUGUUCCGAGCCGGAUAUUCAUAUUCCACCUAGCAACUCCAAAAAAAAAACGCCCAUGUCCCUAUUUCCACAACUCCUACCUAUUGCAAGUAGCAACUAGCUACUGGAGCCUCACUGUUCUCCUGCUGCUGUGCCCCGCGUUGCCGAUCCUGCCUUUUUAUUCCCUCGGCCCAUAAAUAUAUACAUGCCAAUGAACACACCAAAGCGGAACCGCGCAGCCCUCCCAACCAGCCGGCCGGGACACGAGGGUUUCAGGUCUAAUUUCGUGUAGAUAAAGAGU
Messenger RNA from Aplosporella prunicola CBS 121167, 403 nucleotides. RefSeq lists its product as uncharacterized. The transcript has a single exon. The record is from RefSeq and is a predicted model, not a curated record. NCBI's taxonomy places the organism in Eukaryota, Fungi, Ascomycota, Dothideomycetes, Botryosphaeriales, Aplosporellaceae. Bases 72 to 299 code for a protein of 75 amino acids.